Molecule: messenger RNA, 990 nt
Organism: Plasmopara halstedii
Lineage: Eukaryota; Oomycota; Peronosporomycetes; Peronosporales; Peronosporaceae
Exons: 4
Coding region: 1-990 (329 amino acids)
Source: RefSeq, a predicted model, not a curated record
AUGAGAACGGCCACGCAAGGUAUCGCUCUUGUUCCAGUAGCACCACCAGCAUACAUUACUGGAAUCAACAAGAUUAUACUUCUGGGUGUAUCCACCUCUACUGGAACUUCAGAAACACUUCUGAGUCUAUCCAACGCGAACACAUCGCCCGCUACUGCAGCGAUUCAACUAAAGGCUGGAACUGCUGCAACAAGCGAAUGCUUUAUUCGAACUACCUCAGCAACGACUAAAACAGUGAUCAUGGUUUCAGGAGCCCGUGUUAUCACUUGCGAGAGCACUGGAAAUGUUUCGAUAGGAGGGACUACUACAACCUACAAGCUUGACGUGGGUGGAACUCUUAACUGUACGAAUCUCUAUAGAUCAGGCACCAUUGCGGAUAUCACGUUAGUCUCGGGCAUCACUACCAUUGGUACUGGUCAAGCAUCAAAAGCACAAAAGCUCGACGCAUCUCGUAAUGCGAUCAAUAUUGCUUCUCUUGCGUGUGAUACAAUCAUCGCGAACUCAGCUACGAAUAUAUUAAAUAUCAAUCCAACUACGCUUCAACUCAAAGGUGUAGCACUGACCGCAACAGCUACUCAGUUAAAUGUUUUAAACGGUUUCACGGGGACAACAGCAAAUCUAAAUAUUCUUAGCGGGACAAGCGUAUCAGCUACUGAGCUUAACUAUCUUGAUGUCGUCAUUGGUACCGGUACUGCUUUUAAGGCGUUAGUACUAGACUCUACUCGCAACAUCGCGAAUGUCAAUAAUAUAUCAUGUUAUUCGAUCGAUCUGUCGCUGCAUUGGGAUAUCUCAAUACACACGAUUAUCGACUUGAUGGAUUAUCAAUCAAUCUAUCUACCCGUGCUAGGAGCUACUGCUGGUACUGCUUCGCCAAGCAAAGCUCUUGUUAUUGGUGCGUCGAGAAAUAUAACAAAUAUCGUAUCAAUGACUUCGACAGGCGAUAUUACAGCUGCAGGGAGCCUGAAUGGAUAUCUGACUUAUGGUAAUUAA